Parnassius apollo (apollo) is the source of this 864-nucleotide messenger RNA. The record is from the annotation of a GenBank genome assembly. Lineage: Eukaryota; Metazoa; Arthropoda; Insecta; Lepidoptera; Papilionidae.
AUGGCGUUUGCUGGGACAAAUGUCAGUUUGUCCCAGCCGGAUAUAACGCAAAAACUGACGGAGCGCAUAGAUGAUCUGAAGCAGAGAAUCGCUGCUUGGGGAAAGCGGAUUCGGCGAUAUACCGAGAGGUCGACACGGUUCAACCAGAAUCGUCUCUUCCAGAGUGAUCAGAAGAGGCUUUAUGAAUCAUUGGAGCGACCAAUGGUAAGUGGAACGGGUCCAGCACCGAAUCAGGCCGACACUGUAGCAUUCUGGCGCGGCCUGUGGUCAGAGCCCGUAAACCACAGCGAGGGCCCUUGGACGGAAGUUGUGGCGAGUCAGUGUGCGGGUAUUACGCCCAUGGACCCCGUCAUCAUAACGCCGGAUGACGUAGCUGAGGCGGUCCGUAGGGCCCCGAACUGGAAAAGUCCGGGGCUUGACGGGCUGCAUCACUACUGGCUGAAGGGGUUCAUGGUGUGUCACUCUGUGCUUGCCCGACAGUUUCAAGAGGCUCUCAACCAGAAGUCGCUCCCAAGCCUCUUCACUACUGGGAUCACUCAUUUGGUUCCUAAGGACCAGGACGAAGGGAGUCAAAAAGAAGAACGUUUAGAAAGGAAGUUGAACAAAUAUAAGAAAAAAUAUGAACGUUGUAAAAGACGUAAAGACGAACAUUCAAAAGAGAAUAGAAACGAAAAUGAUGUUGGCGAUAUUGUGGAAAGUAUUGAAUCAGAAGAGGAGAUUAUUCUGGAAAAUAUCGAACCAGAGGAGGAGGAGGAGGUAGAAAUUAUGGAAGUUAAAGAAGAACAUUUAGAAGAGGAUAUUAUAGAAGCCAUGGGUCCUCCGAUUAGUACUGAAUCUUCAUAUGGUCAACCAAUACAUUUAUAA